Messenger RNA from Nannospalax galili (Upper Galilee mountains blind mole rat), 7082 nucleotides. It is a transcript of the gene Sphkap, whose product is annotated as SPHK1 interactor, AKAP domain containing. The record is from RefSeq and is a predicted model, not a curated record. The transcript is spliced from 12 exons. Gene Ontology annotation, molecular function: protein kinase A binding. Gene Ontology annotation, cellular component: cytoplasm. Bases 100 to 5202 code for a protein of 1700 amino acids. Lineage: Eukaryota; Metazoa; Chordata; Mammalia; Rodentia; Spalacidae.
UCUUGCUUCAUCCUCUACGCACUUUUAAAUAGGUGACUCAUUGGACUCUGUUCUUUCUUUCAUGUUGGGGGCACACACAGAAACUUGGAGUCACCACUGAUGCAUGAAGUUUCAGAAUCGCAGCAGGGCAUCGGCAGCUCAGGAGGCCGCCUGGGGGGCGCCAUCACAGCCUGUAAAAAGGUCCUUCGCAGCGGCAGCUUGCUGGAGUCCACAGAAUACUGGUUGCAGAAUCAGAGGACGCCCUGCCAGAUUGGUUUUGUGGAAGACAAGUCUGAAAACUAUGCUUCGGUCUGUUUUGUGAAUCUGGAUGUAAGCAAGGAUGCUUGCAGUACAGAACAUCUGCAGCAGAAACUGGUCAACGUAUCACCAGAUCUUCCAAAACUUAUCAACUCCAUGAAUGUCCAACAGCCCAAAGAAAACGAAAUCGUCCUCCUAAGUGGGUUAGCUUCUGGAAAUCUCCAGGCAGAUUUUGAAGUUUCACAGUGCCCCUGGCUGCCAGAUAUCUGCUUGGUCCAAUGUGCAAGAGGAAACAAACCAAACAGUACCAACUGCAUCAUCUUUGAAAUCAAUAAAUUCUUGAUUGGUCUAGAACUGGUACAGGAGCGGCAGCUCCACCCGGAAACCAGCAUCUUAAAGCUGGAGGAUGACACGAACUGUUCCCUAUCUUCAAUUGAGGAAGAUUUUCUUACUGCCUCUGAGCACUUGGAGGAAGAAAGUGAGGUGGAGGAAUACAGGAAUGGUUUUGAAAAUAUAAAUGUGUCAACUAAUGUUUCAGAAAGUAAAAAGCCAAAGGAAACUACCCAGGAAGAAUGGAAUCACAACAAAGAAAAGCUACAUUAUGCUGUGGAGGACAAAUACAUUCGAAAAUACUGUAUGCCCCUGAUUAAAACAGAAGGAUCAAAGGAGAACAUAGUGAAUGGCACAGCCUUUCAAAGCCUCGGUCCUGCGGCCAAGCUGUCUCAGGAGAAAGGUGAACCAGCAAGGAACGAGCAACUACCCACUAACCAUUAUUAUUCCAAAAAUCUUAAGGGACAAGUAGAAAAUUCUCCAGCACUGUAUAUUCCCAGUAAUGCUUAUCUCUCUAUGAUGGUUAAGAAGGACGGGCUUUCUUCAUGUGGCACGGUUACCGAUCAGGGCAGCAACCUAGAGCCCAGAGACGGUGAAGAUACCCAGAACUCUCUUCCGCCAGUUCCAAAUGGAGAAACCACGACUGGGGAGUAUGCUACAAACUUAGCAGAGUCUGUGCUGCAAGACGCAUUCAUCAGACUAUCUCAGUCUCAGCCCACACUCCCCCAGGAAUCUGCCAUCAGCAUCUCUAGGGGAAGUGCUCUACUUCCCAGUAGCUGUUCCACAAAAGAUAUGGUGGUCCCUCGCUCAUGGAAUGAGCUCCCCAAAAUCGUCAUUGUGCAGAGCCCGGAUGGCGGUGACACUGCCCCUGAACCAGUGGUCUCCUCCUGGCCUGAAAUGGAAGUUUCUGUUGAAACCUCAGGCAUCCUGUCUGGAGAGAGCUCCAGCAGACCCCCUCAAAGUGCUCUGGAAGUCGCACUAGCUUGUGCAGCCACUGUGAUUGGAACCAUUUCCAGUCCACAGGCCACAGAGAGACUCACCAUGGAGCAAGAACCCCUGAUAUCCAACUGUGCUCAGAGAGGCAGGGGGGUGCUGCAAACUCAAGUACCCCAAGAACUCAAGGAACCUUCCAUAAGUGAAUACUCUUUUCCAUCAGCUCUGUGUGGCAUGACACAGGUGGCAAGUGCCGUUGCUGUCUGUGGCCUGGGUGAAAGAGAAGUGACCUGUCCUGGAACCACAAGUGGCUUCUUGUCCACAUCUGGAGCUUCUGAAGAAAUACCAUCGAUUUUCAGUUUAGCGACAGAGGGGAGCAUGGAGCUGGGGAAGGAAGCCAUUGCAGAGGCCUUGCUUAGGGAGGCUGCUCUGGUUUUAGGGAGGCCUGACACAUACGGAAGCACUGCAGAGCUCAUGGAGUCCUUGAACAGGAGGAUCAUAGAAACCACUUCCAAAACCCAGACCCUGUGCUCAGAAAAUAUCCUAAGGAAUGAACUGGCACAGACCCUGUCCAAUGUUAUCUUAAAGCAUUCCAUUGAUGAAGUUCACCAUCAAAACAAAAUAAUUCAACCCAGUGAUGGCAGGCAUCCAUGUGAAACUCUGGAUGCCUUAAUGGAAAGUGCAAAUCAGCUGAUCCACAAUGUGCUGUGCUUCACGUUCAAGAAGAUGCGCCACAUAGUACAGCUUGGUGAGCAUCCCAGUGUCCUUUGUAAGGAGACCAUCAGAUGGACAGACACAGAGUCCCAAGGUUGCCAGCCAUUUGAUCAGGCUGCUGCCGGCCAAGCAUGGAUAAAAGCCCCAGCAUGCUCCAGUGGCCAUCCACUUAGCAAUCCACGGGGCACUAGUCUUGUCAUCACUGAUCUUGUAGAGGAGAUGCCUCCAAAGCAAGACAAGGUUGGGGCGAAACCAGGACUGUUCAACAACCCCAGGCUGCAAUCUGAAUUGUCAUGCCAUCACAGAGUGCUUGAUUCAUCGACUGCUAAAACUGUCCCCAAGGACUUAUAUCUGAAAGGAAUGGUGGGCGAAGACACAAAGGACCCUCAGCACAGACUCGGUUAUGGUGGCUGUGAACGGAGAGUCUCAACAGAAGCAGUAAAGGGACCAAGAGCAGGCAGGUGCAGCAGCAGCUCCCAAGAAGAGGAGGACAGUAUGGAUCCAAACAUCCAAGAAAAGUACAAUUGUGCCACAUCCUUAAGCAAUGAAGUCCAAGUUAAGCUGCCUUUGUCGGGGGAUGACCUCACGUUUCCCAUUCAGUCUACACCUCAGACAAGAUGCUCCGAGGAGGCCUACUGCAUUACAGACUUUGCAGAAGAAUUAGCAGAGACUGUUGUCUCCAUGGCAACUGAAAUCGCAGCAAUCUGCCUUGACAACUCCAGUGGAAAGCAGCCUUGGUUUUGUGCAUGGCAAAGAGGGACUGAGUUUCUAGUGACACCCAACGUUCCGUGCCGAUCUUUGAAGAGGAAGAAGGAAAUCCAGGGCAGUGGAUGCACUGUGAGGAACAAGCCACCUCGCCUCAGCGAAAUCAAGAGGAAAACUGAUGAGCACCCUGAGCUGAAAGAGAAGCUGAUGAACAGGGUCAUGGAUGAGUCUAUGAACCUCGAAGACAUCCCUGAUUCUGUCAGUACUUUUGCAAAUGAAGUAGCAGCCAAGAUCAUGAACCUAACCGAGUUCUCCAUGGUGGAUGGUGUGUGGCAAGCCCAGAGCUGUUCCCGGAACAGGCUCCUAGGUGGUGAGAGGUGGAACAGGCUGAAGGCCUCCAGCUGUGAAAGCAUUCCAGAGGAGGACUCUGAAGCCAGGGUCUAUGUAAAUAGCCUGGGUUUAAUGAGUACCUUAAGCCAGCCAGUCAGCAGGGCCAGCUCUGUCUCCAAACAGUCGAGCUGUGAGAGCAUCACCGAUGAGUUUUCCAGGUUCAUGGUGAACCAGAUGGAAAAUGAAGGGAGAGGAUUCGAGUUAUUGCUGGAUUACUAUGCUGGCAAGAAUGCCAGCAGUAUUCUAGGCUCAGCAAUGCAGCAGGCAUGUCAGAAAAAUGAGCACCUCAGUGUGAGGCCAAGCUGUCCCUCUAAGCAGUCCAGCACAGAGAGCAUAACAGAGGAGUUCUACAGGUACAUGCUGAGGGACAUUGCCAGAGAAAGCAAAGAUAGCACCUCCUCCAGACAGAACAGCCAGGAUUGGACCACUGGCUUACUGUCUCCUUCUUCAAGAUCCCCACUAUGCUACAGACAGUCAUCCAUGCCCGAUAGCAGAUCCCCAUGCUCCAGGUUAACUGUGAAUGCACCCAUCAAAGCCAAUUCCUUAGAUGGCUUUGCCCAAAACUGCCCUCAAGAUUUCCUAAACAUACAGCCGGUCAGUAGAGCUUCCUCAUCUGGACUCUGCAAGUCUGACUCCUGCUUGUAUCGAAGAAGUGGGACAGACCAGAUCACAAACAUGCUAAUUCAUGAGACAUGGGCCAGCUCCAUUGAGGCUCUGAUGAGAAAGAACAAGAUUAUUGUGGAUAACCAUGAAGCAGAUGACGCCAAUCCUGGUCCUGGUGUUUCUCUGCAAAUGGAGAAGUGUGCAAACAGAUUAGCCACCCGCAGAGUGCACAGGGGUCCAACUCUGAUCCUGCAAGAGUCUGUCGAUUACCCAAAAAAGGAUGUUGUUAAGGAAAGCAAACAUUCUCCAGAGUCAUCUCCAAACAAAACAGCUCCUGUUACGAAUCUUGAUGGCUUUGAUUCUAGAAAAGAAACUUUCUCAUGCCACAGUGCUGGUGUUCCCAGACACCCUAGGCAGUUGCUGCACUCAAGGGAUGUGCCUUUGAUUCAGAUUGAAACAGAUCAGAGAGAAGAGUGCACUGGAGAAUCUCAACCCUUCCUUCCCCAAAGUGGCUCCCUGGAGGAAGCAGGAAGGCACCAGAGUGAAGAAACCAUGCCAGGUGUGGCCAGAAGUGGGGAGACAACCUUGAGUGCCUGCCAAAACCUUAGUGACAGCCUUGUUACCAGAGAAGUACCAGAAGCUGAAGUUUUGACAGAAGCCAGAGCCCCUGAUGAGUCCCUGAACCCUCCGAGCAGCAGUGAGGAGAGUACGGGUAGCUGGUCCCAGCUGGUCAAUGAAGACGACAACCCUGAUGACACAAGCAGCUUCCUGCAGCUCAGUGAGAGAUCCAUGAGAUGCAACACAGGCUGGGUUUACACGAGCAAUGGCCACAGUAGUGCCACUAGCAGUCUUGGCAUUACGGAUCUGGACAGUUAUCAGGAAAGCAUGCCAUCUUCUCCCAUGACUAAUGAAUUAGUAGAAGAAAAGGAGAUUCUUAAAGGACAGUCAGAAAGCUUGAAGGAACAGGCCUCUGGACUGCCAGGGAGAACAACCAGCCCUCAGAGGAGCCUGCUGGUGAUCAACUUUGACCUGGAGCCAGAGUGUCCUGAUGCUGAGCUUCGAGCCACUCUGCAGUGGAUAGCUGCCUCCGAACUGGGGAUCCCCACAAUCUACUUUAAGAAAUCUCAGGAAAGCAGAAUUGAAAAGUUUCUAGAUGUUGUGCGGCUGGUUCAUCAGAAGUCCUGGAAGGUCGGGGACAUAUUUCAUGCAGUUGUCCAAUACUGCAAAGUGCAUGCAGAGCAGAAAGAGGGCACCCCGAGUCUCUUUGAUUGGCUCCUGGAACUGGGAUAAGUCAACUGUGCCCCAUGGCGUUUCCUUCCUUCAUUCCAGCUUAGAUUACAGUGGUUUGCGCUAAAUGCUCUGAACUUUCUCAAUACACUGCAUCCCAUUAGCAGAAAUAUUUUAAAAAUCUACUGCUCCUGUACCAUGCACAUGGAAUAAAUCUGAAGGAAAGUAAAAUAUAGGUCUGUGCUAAUCAAUGCCACCUGUGGGCAUGUCCCAAAGGACUUGUAUUUCUAAUGGCUUCAAAAAGAGAUGCUUCAAUGUGGUCCAAAUUAGAAAACUCACAACCAGCCCAGAAUCCAGGACAGCUAGACUCAGAUAUGUAUAAUAAUAUAGAAUGACAUGCAAUAUCUCCAAUUAUGUGAAAUCAACCAAAAACAAACCCAUUGUCAUACUAAUUCUUUCAACUAUGCUACAAAUUUAAUUGCAUUUUCCUGAGCAGAUAAAGGGGCUCUCCACCCAAGGAAGUACUUGCAAAACGAUUGAAAAUUUCUAGGGCUUUAUGUAAAAGAUUUCCACUCUCAGACCAGUAUAGAUAGAUAGUAACAAACAUCCAAUAGGAUAUCGAUGUCCACUAUUGGGCUGAUUUCAUUCAUUCGCAGAAGAUGAUGAAUACUGCAUUUCUUCCCGACCACUAAGCUCCUCACUAAGCAGAAAACAAAUGACAUCCGAUGCAGUAAGAGGGCGUUGAAGCUGCCUUGCUUCUGUCACUGUACUUAUCACGUGGGUAAAAUCAUUAUGGAAUUCUUGCCUACAGGAUAGCUUUCUUUAAAAUAAAAUAAGUAAUAAAUAGCCUUUUGGGAUAAAAAUGUGUCUGUGUAUUGAAUUAUAUAUGUAUGAACUUUUAUUUUUAUUGUAAAUGAUGACAAGAUUAUCUAAAUAAUAUAUUGAGUUAGCUUAAAGCCUCAUACAACAUGAAGAGACUGUUGCCUAAAGGUCCUUGCUACAUGAAGCUUGGUGGUUAGAUGUACAAUGGACGUGUUGACACCUGUGUGGCUGACAUCUAGAAUGACGAAUUCAGGGUAAUGACCUUGUGCUUGCCAGGACCAAUUUGAAAUGCUGACUUCCUGGCUAGGUGAUAGUCACCCUGAUUUUGGGAAAUAGAAGCCUUUAUCACAUUGUUUUUGGUCUUUUUUGAGACAGGGUCACCCUGUAGCCCCAGCUGUCCUGGAAUUCACUACGAAGACCAGGCUGGCCUUGAACUCACAGAGCUCCUCCUGCCUCUGCCUCCCGAGUAUUGGGAUUAAAGGCGUAUGCCACCAUUCCUGGCCCUUUAUCACAUUUUUAAAAAUUUAAAAACAGAGAUGUACCUUUUUGAAAAAUAAAAGUAUCUACAUGCCCCUAACAAGUCUUCUUCAGUUUUAACUAAAUAAGCCACACCUGCUUUUAUUUUCUAAAUCAGAGAUGUGCAUUACAUAUCUUCUAAGAUAUCAUGCUUUUGCUUUAUUUUUAAAACUUACAAAGUAAUUUUAAAUUAGAAUACGGUGCCAUGCCAUUAAUGCGACCUUUCUUGUUCUAUUAACCACAUCUUAAAAUGCCAAGGAAGCUUCCUUGGAAGUUGUACUUUCUUCCCCCCACCAACCCAUGACAGGACUCUUCCAGAACCCACUUGGCAUGUGUGACACAGAUGGUCCAAAUUUAAGUUGUAUGUUUAAUUUAACACCUGAACAAGAUUUUGAAGACUGUCUAUCACCUCAAACUGAACUGUGCUUCUUUGUGGUAAUAAAUGGAAAAGGAUAUAUUUAUUUUUUAAACAAUUCCAGAAUAUUGUGUGUAGACUUUUGUUGUGCUCAAAUAACUGUUUACUUUUCCUACAAAGCACAAAUACUGGAUGUAAUCAUGUGUUGUAACUAAUGUUGCAAAAUAAUCAAUAAAUUUCUGUUGCAAAA